Tyto alba (common barn owl) is the source of this 2858-nucleotide messenger RNA. RefSeq names its product transmembrane protein 52 (gene TMEM52). The record is from RefSeq and is a predicted model, not a curated record. Lineage: Eukaryota; Metazoa; Chordata; Aves; Strigiformes; Tytonidae. The transcript has 4 exons. The coding region runs from base 208 to 993 and encodes 261 amino acids.
CUUCGUCCCCCGCCCCCAGCUCCGCGGCUGACGCGCGGGGCCCUCCCGGGCGGGCCGGCCCGAGCCCCGCGCAGGGCCCGGGGGUGGCGGGCAGCCCUGCCCGGUGCCCGCCUCUCCCCCCGCCGCCGGGCGCCGGCACGGCUCGCCGGGUCACGGCAGCCCGCGUGAUAACCGGCGGUUAUUUAUUCAGGCGGCCCCGGGCACGGGAUGCAGACCUCAGGCUCCCCGAAGGCUCGGGUGUCCCCUGCCAGGGGUUUGGGCUGCUUGUCCUUGAAAAAUCUCCCGCCGCGGCGCUCACGGCAGGGGUCCGGCACCCACCGGCCGGCAGCGCCUCACACCGCGGGACACCAGGCACACGAGGUGCUGCUUCUCUCUCGGCCGCCCGCUUAUCUGAGUCUUUUUUUCUUUUCCUCGGCAUCGCUCUGUUCUUCUGAGAAUAACUUCACGAACUCUGAUCAAUGCCCUCAGAACAUGUCUAAUUGGACAAGUCUGUGGUAUGCCUGGUUGAUCUUGCUGACUCUGUUCCUGCUCCUGCUCUGUGGGAUCACAGCAAGCUGCAUCAAAUUCUGCUGCCGGAAGAAGAGGCUUCCAGCUGAGCCCUUCCCUACUCACCCUUAUGAUUUGACAGUUGGUGCUGUUGACAGCGACAGCACUGCCCAUAGCACAGUGACCUCAUACAGCUCAUUGCAGUACCCUCUACGUGUCCCUAUUCCUUUGAUAUUUAUGGAUGUGGAUAAGAACACUGUGUCCCCUCCAGCUUACAGUCUCUAUGCAAUGGAGUUGCCACCUUCUUAUGAUGAAGCUGUCCAAAUGGGUAAACAAUACACUGAAGUAGCACAGAUAAGCCAGAAACAAAGUGAUGUCCCUGGGCAAGUGACGCCAGGUGGGCUGAAUCCCAUCCAGUAUUCGCCCGAUACAACCAACAGAGACCCAGCAACACAGGCAAAUUCAGAAAAUUCAGAAGAUGCUGCACAAGAACUGCCGCAGCUCUGACUCAUUUCAGGAGGGGAGGAAAGGAAGGGAAGGACUGUAAGAGUUAAAGAGGACAUGAAGACUUUGGUGUUAUAAGUGUGUUAUGAUGGAAAGAUGUUUCCUCUCAUGCCCUUGUAAUGAUCUGUCAGUUAGAAAAAAUGUUUUCUGUGACUGCUAUAAUCUGCUGGUAAAGCUUCUUCAAGGAUAGGAAAUGAAGCAAAAGGGCAGCAGUUUAAAAAUGCCUGUAAAAGUGGGACGUGAAUGCUUGUUCAUCUUCUGAUUAAAAAAAAAAAAAAUACUCCUUGUGUCCAGCAUGUGGCAAUAAAAAAGGUCAGGGGAAUUUUGCCAUCUUGGGAACACACGAAGAGUCAGAACAGUGCAAACAGCAAGCUGUCAUUCUGGAACAGAAGCUUCCCAAACUGGAGUUGAAAGGGGAAUCCUAGCAAGUCUCACUGAACAGCCUCUGUAGUUUCUCCUCUUUUGAGAACAUUAACUGUCCAGAAAAUUGCUGGAGUGCAAACUGCUACAUAAUGGCACACGCUCCUUAAACUGCAGGAAGAUGGCAAACAAGGACAGGAAAGUGUGUGGAGGGAAAUGCAUUAUAUUAUGUUUCACAAUGAGACAAGGAAUGAAAUGGAUGAAAAAAGGGAUUGUUGUUCUUCAGUUUUUUUAAAUCGUUAAAAUGCUUUUUUCAGGAUGAGCUGGCUUAUGUGUGGGAUCCUUUUACUACUUAUUUUUGCCAGUUAAAAUACAAAUUAGUCUUAAAGAGACACUUGCACACAUGGGUAAGUAUUACUAAUGUAUUUCAAAUAUUUAUCAAAUAUUUCAGAGAUGCCUCUACAGUUUGUUGUCUGCUCAGGUGUCAGAGUCUCAGUCAGUACAGAAAAGAAAAAAUCAAAGAUACCUGACAGCUUUCACCAGUUUAGUUUGUAGAUGAGUUCAGUAAUGAUACAAAGCAUGCUCUAGCUGUGCCAUCUAGAAGUUAUAAAUACAAAAUACCAUAGUCCAGGGUGGGCAAUAGUCAAAAGAAAUUACUCUUCAGGGAUGAUUCUUUGUGAAGUACUGAUAGCAAGGAUAACUGCUAUGCAUCAUUUUAAAACUGGGAGCUUGGAGUUGAUUACACCAGUCUCAGCCCAGAUAAAAAUAUGGACUGCGAGAGGCCUUUUUUUAAAUGAGAGCUCUUUCCCUUUCUUGCCCCUCCCAUAUUACAAACAGUAUGAAUUCUGUCCACUCCUGAGUAGUGAUUUUCUCUGAAUCCACUUUAGCAAGGUGCUAAUUUGGCAACCUUUAAGAACACGAGCAAUCUACAGGAUGGUUCAUUGCUACAGGAUUAUCUAUGGGAUAAGAAUAGGAAAGAAAGCAUGAGCACUAGGUGCUAUUACCGAAUGUAACAUGAAGUGUGGAGUGCUAGGUCAGAGCUAAUGUUGACUGACCUUCUACUAACAGGAAUAUGACUGAUGGUCUUAUUUGAUGAAGUUGCUUUGGUAGCUGUGAAAAGGGACUACCUUCUGUAAAUAUUUAGGUGUCUGUCAUUAAUAAGCAGUAGAAGCGGUGGGCACAAAAUCUUGUACAGCUUUUAGAAGACUAUUCUCUGACAACUCUUACUGCAAGAACUACCCUGGAAAUGAGCACUAAUGAUUUAAAAAUGAAAAUCUCUCUGCCAGCCAGCAGGACUGAGACUAGAACCUCUGCUACGCAUUCAUGGUGUGUGAGCUGUUCGUGAGUCCAGCUCCAUAGAGAAGUGUUGGUUCUAUAUUGAACUUGCAUAUUGCUUACUAUGAAGGUUGCAAGGAAAGAUUGGUUUAACAAAUCUGCUUCGCUUCUGUCUCUUCUCUGUCACAAUUAUACUUUUCCUGUUUUAUUCUCUCUUCUGCAUUCUUUUUCCA